AUGCCCGAGUCUGUUGCUAGCCUUAAGAGAGAGAACAUAAACAGUAAGCUUAAAGAUCAACUGUCUGUCAUGGCGGAUGAGAUUGCUAAGAUGAAGGUGAUGCUGCUGGAGCAGUCAAAAAAACCUGCAGCGACUAAUGACGAAGUAGAGCAAAGCUUAGAAUUCAUGAGUAAAGAAUAUGAUGACUUUGAGCGAUUCAGGGUCUCUGCUGGUAAAGACCUUGAUCGCUUAGGUGCCAUGCUUGAUGAGAUUGCUGUUGAAGUUAACAGAGUUUCCAGGAGCAUCGAUGAAUUUCAAGAGUACAGUUAUCAAUAUAAUGUUAAGAUUGUUGGUGUCCCUCAAUUGAGUCAAGAUGAAUCCUCGGCUUCUACGAGUGCGCUAUGUGAAUGUUUAUUUAAGGCAAUUGGAUCCGCUGUCUCAAUUCAUGACAUUGACACAGCCCAUCGAGUCCCAACGAGAAGCAAUGACAAUGGCGGCCCGCGGCCAAUCAUUUGCCGAUUUAUUAGACGAUUGUCAAAAGAUGAUGUCAUGAAUCAUAAAAGAAAUGCAAGUAAAGUUGCCCCAUCUGCUGUUGGUUUACCUGACGAUGCCUCCCUUUCCGCUGUUAGAAUUUUUGACCAUUUAACGCCAAGGAUGCAAAAGGUUUUAUUUGAAGCUAAGAGGUUCAAGGAGCAGUUUCACUAUCAGUAUUGCUGGUCGAAGGGAUCGCUUGUUUAUCUUCGUAAAGAUACCACGUCUCGAGCCAUCAAGAUUAAGGAUAUCACGGACCUGCACCGAUUAACGAAUGGACGUGAAGGCUAAGUAUUCAUGUUGAUGUAGAGUUGUUUGUCUGUUUUUAGAUAAUAAGUAUGAGUGUUAGCAAGAAACGUGUUCGUUGUACAAUUAAAUCUACCCUAAGCGAACUUCCAUACGCGAAUGUUGAAAUUAUUAGA
Molecule: messenger RNA, 932 nt
Organism: Pocillopora verrucosa
Lineage: Eukaryota; Metazoa; Cnidaria; Anthozoa; Scleractinia; Pocilloporidae
Source: RefSeq, a predicted model, not a curated record